This is a messenger RNA of Rana temporaria (common frog), 3612 nucleotides long. It is a transcript of the gene ATG16L1, whose product is annotated as autophagy related 16 like 1. NCBI's taxonomy places the organism in Eukaryota, Metazoa, Chordata, Amphibia, Anura, Ranidae. Gene Ontology annotation, biological process: negative stranded viral RNA replication; autophagosome assembly. Gene Ontology annotation, cellular component: autophagosome membrane. The transcript has 19 exons. The coding region runs from base 489 to 2357 and encodes 622 amino acids. The record is from RefSeq and is a predicted model, not a curated record. Gene Ontology annotation, molecular function: protein binding.
CAUUUACAUGAGACGUUCUAGUGGCGAAAUAGCCUUACGUGCUGGGGUAGAAGUGAGGUCGCGGGGGUUAUUGGUGGGUGGUAUAUGGAGGCUGGGGGUGACAUUUAUAUACAUAUAUAGAGAGAUGGAGGGGUGGUGACUGGCAGGUGUACCUCUAUGCAUACACUACAUACAGGGACAGUACACAGCCUGCUUACAUACACAGCCCUACCAACAAUUGAGGGACUAUAGAUACACACAGCGAGUGACCUGCUCUCUCCACACACACACACACAGCCCUUCCUGAAUAAACCCAUACAGAGCCUCUGCUAGUAGUUGUGAUUACAUGUCUAUAUUCAGGACAUCGAUAUUAGAGGUGACCACACAGAGGGGCAGCAGAUGUGACAUAGUGCCAUAGUCAUGCAGGCCCAGUACUGAGUCACAGGACAUCCAGAGCUCAUCCUGGGACCAUGUGAGUCUGCUGCCCACACAGACGUCUCAGCACUGCGAUGGCGACCCAUUAUAAGGCCGGAGGAUUCCCCGGAUGGAGGAUCCACAUCUCCAGUGAACUGAGGAGGAGGGAUCGAGAACAGAGACAAGCCUUCGAGGAGCUCAUCCUACAAUAUAACAGGUUGCUUGAAAAAUCUGACCUUCAGUCCGUUUUGGCUGAAAAACUACAGGCGGAGAAGUAUGAUCUACUGAGCCGACAUGACACCAGCCCAGGUCCAGAUGGAAUGCGUAAUGAUGCGAUACUACAAGAUAUGGCUCAGAUGAGGAUAAAACACCAGGAGGAGCUGACAGAUCUCCAUAAAAAGCGUGGAGAGCUGGCUCAGACGGUUAUAGAACUGAACAACCAGAUGAAUCAGAAGGACAAAGAAAUCCAGGCUAACAAAGAGACGAUAGAGGACUAUAUGCGUUCCAUUAACGGUCUGGAGACAGAGUGUCAAGAAUUAAGAAAUAAACUGCAAGAACUGGAGCGAGUCAAUCAGACCUUAAAAGACGAAUACGACGCCCUGCAGAUAACCUUUAACGCUUUGGAAGAAAAACUGCGAAAAACCACUGAGGAUAACCAGGAGCUUGUAACCCGUUGGAUGGCUGAGAAAGCUCAGGAAGCUAAUCGUCUCAAUGCAGAAAAUGAUAAAGACACGAAGAGGAGACAGGCACGACUUCAGAAGGAACUGGCUGAUGCUGCCAAGGAACCUCUGUCUGUGGAGCAAGAUGAUGAUAUAGAGGUGUUAAAUGAUAAUGCUGAUGCCUCGGGGGAUGCUGCAGCAGCACCACCAAUUGGGCGAAUCUCCAGUAAGAGACUCUCUCAGCCUGGCGUAGGAGGCCUUCUGGAUUCUAUCACUAAUAUUUUCGGCCUGUCUGAGUCUCCCCUCUUGGGUCAUCAUUCUGACACUGCCAGGAGACGGUCUAUACCCUCCUUUCCAUCAUCCCAAGACUGUGCAGAUGCUCAGGCUGGUGGGAAUCAGGAAGUACGAGUUCCAGUUUCUGCUCUCCACAUAUUUGAUGCCCAUGAUGGAGAAGUUAAUGCUGUCCGGUUCAGCCCAGGCUCUCGGUUAUUGGCAACAGGCGGAAUGGACAGGCGGGUGAAACUGUGGGAGGUUAUUGGAGAUAAAUGCGAGGCAAAGAGUUCGCUAACGGGGAGCAAUGCUGGAAUUACUAGUAUAGAAUUUGAUAGUGCUGGCACCUACCUAUUAGCUGCAUCCAAUGAUUUUGCGAGCAGAAUUUGGACUGUAGAUGAUUACCGACUUCGGCACACCUUAACUGGACAUAGCGGGAAGGUUUUGUCUGCCAAAUUCUUACUAGACAAUGCUCGAAUUGUUUCUGGUAGCCAUGAUCGGACGUUAAAACUCUGGGACCUGCGCAAUAAAGUCUGUAUUAAGACUGUGUUUGCUGGAUCCAGUUGUAAUGAUAUUGUCUGUACAGAGCAAUGUGUGAUGAGCGGUCACUUUGACAAAAAGAUCAGAUUCUGGGAUAUAAGAACCGAGAGUAUAGUACGGGAGCUGGAGCUUCAAGGAAGGAUCACUGCUUUAGAUCUGAACCCCGAAAGAACAGAGCUGCUCAGCUGCUCUCGAGAUGAUCUCAUCAAAAUUGUAGACCUGCGUGCCAAUGCUGUUCGGCAGACUUUUAGUGCUCAGGGUUUCAAGUGUGGAUCAGAUUGGACUAGAGCUAUUUUUAGUCCGGAUGGUAGCUAUGUGGCUGCUGGGUCUGCAGAAGGAACGUUAUACUUCUGGAAUGUGAUGACUGGGAAGGUAGAGAAGAUCCUUGGAAAGCAUCAUAGUUCGUCCAUUAAUGCUGUUGCCUGGUCUCCCUCUGGUACCUACGUUGUUAGUGUGGAUAAAGGAAGCAAAGGAGUUUUAUGGUCUGACUUUUGAUCAUCAUGAACCAAGAUCCUACGCUAGUGAUGAGUGGUGCCAGUUAUUUGAUGCUUUGCUUUGGUGCGAACCUCCUUGGAAGAUAGAUUCUCAAUAUAACAGCAGUGGUUGAUGCUGUGAUGUGCAGACCACAAUAUUGUGCACAAGGCUCUGCACAGGAUACUUCUCACUGGUACACUGCUGUGGAAUGAAGGACUUACAAGUGGUUUAUUGCUAUGACACGGAGAACAUAUUGUAUGUUAAAAGAUUACUAUAUAAAUAUGGGUGAAAGAAGAAUUUUAAUAUACACCCGGAGCAUAAUGUAUACGUCUGUUCUGUUCUUUUUUGAGAGAUCAUUUGUUUUAAAUGGGCAAAUAUACCUUUUUAACAAAAUAUUAAUUUUGCAAGGGGAAGAUUUUUUUUUUUUCCAUUUAGGCGAUUAUAAGUUUUACAAGCUAAUACAUAGGAGCAUAUAAAGAAGAAAAUGGAGUUAAUGUUUUUUUUCAAUGCCAAAUAUAUGUGUCAAGGGUAUAUUUUCCUAUUUAAACAUAUCUUAAAAGGCACUUUAAAUGUGUUUUAUUAAAUUGCCACCAUAUUGGUUAAUAGGUAAUGUAUUAUAUGCUUUUAUGUGGAAUUUCAGGUAUAACCUUUUUGAUUUCAGAAAGGCUUCUAAAGUGUGCUGCACUUCAGGAAUGAAAACAGCCCUUUAAAACAAAUGGAGGGAGCUUUAUGGUGGCCAUACGUGAGAAGAUCUCUCACUAACUUCAAUGUUCCCAUCCACAUCAUUGCACUUCCUGGACUGACAGCGACAACUGUUCCGUGCUUAAAGAAUGAAAUAAAGUUCAUGAAUGUAAAUUUAAAAAAACAAAACUCCCUUGCCCUCUCAAUAGAGUAAACUGUCAGAAUUUCCCCACGGUACUUGCAACCUCACUAGCAGAUCAUUACUUCUUUGGAUGGCAUUGGCUGCACUGUUUGGUACAACCAUUGCCAUUUCUUGCCAAUAUCGAGCUGUGUAUGGCCACCAUUCGUCUUUACCUCUUUAGCAGUGAAUGUUUACAUAGUUAUGUAGAUGUUAAAUAAAUGAGAAUUUUCUCAUGACAAAAGUAUGCACGUGAUUCAGCAAUAGCUACUCUAUUUGGUCAGUGAAUAUAUGUUUUAGGGAUGCCCCGUUUUAAGUGAGAUGAUUAUUUGUGUAGUGGAAGUAAAUUAUGCUUCCAACAUAAUGUGUCCCUGAAUGAUUUACUUUUUUGCGUUUAUUAAAAAACAAGGAAAACAA